Molecule: messenger RNA, 3070 nt
Organism: Lingula anatina
Lineage: Eukaryota; Metazoa; Brachiopoda; Lingulata; Lingulida; Lingulidae
Product: dihydrolipoyllysine-residue succinyltransferase component of 2-oxoglutarate dehydrogenase complex, mitochondrial
Biological process (GO): tricarboxylic acid cycle
Cellular component (GO): mitochondrion; oxoglutarate dehydrogenase complex
Molecular function (GO): dihydrolipoyllysine-residue succinyltransferase activity
Source: RefSeq, a predicted model, not a curated record
GUUAUUGCUAAAAUGGCUACCUUUCUGGCGUCCAGUCGUCGGCUACCACAAAGUAUCUCCAAGUUUCUGACAGGUAGACAGGUUGUGGAAAAAGAAAAGAUAUUGGUCACUUGUAUUAGGAACCGAAGUGGCAUAUCUGUUGAACCUUUGAAGAGCAGAAACUUGGUCCUCUCAUCAAGACCAAAAGAUGCAGGCUCUCCAAAAUCACAUACUUCAGGUGUAUGUCGGAAUUUCCACCUGUCAGUAACACGGUGGUCAGAGGUCAGGGUUGUCAAUACCCCUCCUUUUGCAGAAUCAGUUACAGAGGGAGAUGUCAGGUGGGAGAAAGCUGUGGGUGACCAAGUGGCUGAGGAUGAAGUGGUUGGUGAGAUUGAAACAGACAAGACUUCUCUCCCAGUCCAUGCCCCUGCUGCAGGUAUCAUUGAAGAGUUGUUAGUGGAGGAUGGAACCACAGUAGAAGCUGGAACAGCUCUGUUCAAAAUAAGAAUUACAGGAGAAGCACCAGCCAAAAAGCCAGAAGCUGCGGCAGAGAAGGCACCAUCAGCUGAACCUGCUGUCCAGCCCCCACCCGCACAACCAGCUGGUUCAGCCAGUGGACCCAUCCCCUCCAGCCCUCCGCCAAUCCCACAACCACCACGGCAACCCAUGAGUGAAGUUCCCACAGCAUCACUUAAGCCUACGCCUGUAACAGCGCCAUCUGGGGGUAUUGCCAGCAAACCUCCUGCAGGAACUAGGCAAGAACAGAGGAUAAAAAUGACAAGAAUAAGGCUUGCCACAGCAACGCGUCUCAAGGAUGCUCAAAAUAAAUGUGCAAUGCUCACAACAACUCAAGAAAUUGAUAUGAGUAAUCUUAUGGAAAUUAGAAAGAUGCAUCAAGAGGCCUUUGUGAAAAAGCAUGGUAUAAAACUUGGUUUUAUGUCUGCUUUUGUUAAGGCCUCUGCCUCUGCUCUCAUAGACCAGCCAGUGGUGAAUGCUGUUAUAGAUGAGAAAGAAAUUGUUUACAGGGACUAUGUUGAUAUAAGUGUUGCUGUGGCAACACCAAAGGGACUUGUGGUGCCAGUUAUACGGAAUGUAGAAACCAUGAAUUUUGCUGACAUUGAAUUAGCUAUCAAUGAAUUAGGAAAAAAGGCUCGUGAUGGCCAGUUGGCUAUUGAAGACAUGGACGGAGGCACUUUCACCAUCAGUAAUGGCGGAGUAUUUGGCUCACUGUUUGGCAUGCCCAUCAUUAAUCUUCCACAGUCGGCUAUUCUGGGGAUGCAUGCCAUUUUUGAUAGACCUGUUGCAGUGAAUGGCAAGGUUGAAAUCAGGCCCAUGAUGUAUGCAGCAUUAACGUACGACCAUCGAUUAAUAGACGGAAGGGAGGCAGUUACAUUUCUGCGUAAAAUCAAGUCUGCUGUGGAGAACCCAAUAAUUCAUCUCCUGGGUUUAUGAUGACAGGUGUGGACAGGGGCUCUUGGAAGGCUCUUGUUUUCUGGGUUAUUAUAAUUAUUGCUGUCCGAUUCCUGACAAAAAGUUCUCUUUAAGUCGGCAUUGACACUGGAAGGAUAUGAUGCAUACAUUUACUGGUAUAUUAUAUACACAGCUGUUCUGGAAUUAAUUGUUGGUUGACACUAGGUUUUGUUUAAGCGUAAAGGCACUUUUUAUGUUUGUAAACAUGCUUUACUGAAUUGUUUGUUUCUUAUGUAUGGACAUUUGUGAUACAAAAGUAUUAUGGUGAACUUUGGUAAGUUCAAACCAAAUUGCACCAGUUUCAAACUAUCUCAGAUUAUGACUGACAAAAACGUUAAUACCCUUUCAAUUUGCACCUUUUAAGGAAUGAAUAUGCCAAACAUAAUGCCUGACCAAAAAUGUUUAUCUUAGGUUCCAGACAAAAAUUGAUGUAGUUCAAAUUUCCCUGUAUGGAUAACUCUUAAAAACUCAGUAUGAGCACAGUCAGAAUGAUUCUCCCCAGAUCCCUAUUAAAUAUAAAGCAUCAGAUAAUGAUAACAGUAGCAUAAGAGAACUGACUUGCUUAGUAAAUGUAGAAGUCUUACGUAGUGGUAUCAAAUAUUAGGAUUGUUAUUGCAAACAAAAAGAUUUAACUAAACAUUGAACUGCUAAAAUAUAUCUAUGUUAUUUGUUUUACAACUAUUGUUGGAAAUGCAAUUCUCAAGUUUCAAUUAUUACAUAUUUGGUUAUGUGUUAUUAUACUUGGAUGGUUACUCCAGACUAGACAAGUUAAACAAAUUUAAACGCACAAAGGCCAGUGUUUAAGAAAGGUGUGUCCUACUUAUUUCAUUGUCAAACAAAAAAAAAUGCUCUCAGAAAUAAUAUUUCAGUGAAUGUACAAAUUUGAUAAAUAGAGUUAAUUUUUUAUUUUGUACUGCAUUUGCCUUACAAUUUUGAAAUUAUUUGUAAGUUUUCUCUAGGUACUAACCUAAGAGGAGAAAUCUCAUACAGUAAAGAAAAUAUAAUUUUUUUUUUUUUUUUGUCAUUUGCAAUAAUUUUGGUUAAAAAACCUAAAAAGCAAUGUAAACCAUGAUCUUUCUCAAAGUGAGUUCUACUAAAACUUUAUUAUUUAUAAUGUCAGAUAAGGGACAGUGAAAAUGCACCAGAUUUUUUGUGAAAAUUAUUGGAUAUAGUGGUUAGACUAGCAUGCAGUAGAAAUAUCCAAAUAUUGUUUACCAAUAUAAAAAAGGAUGUACACUUUCAUCCACAUUAGUCUUCCUCCUUAUACGGUUAGGGCUCAUUCCCAGUGAAACUAUCAUUCUAUGAAGAUCAAUCCAAGUCAAUGGGGAAUCUUGCUGAAUCCAAACAGAUUGACAUGCCUCCUGGCGUGGAGUAGAAUGCAGAAAAGCAGGUGUUUUUUGAGUAUGUUAAUGAAGAGGCAUGUUAAUCUGAUUGUGAGAGUACCCACAGAAUUGGAUCCAUCUAUGUGGAACGAUAGUUUCAUUGGGAAUGAGCCCAUAAAGUCUGGUCUCACCUCUGUUUCCCCAUAAAUUGUAUUCUUGCCUCUGACUUAAAGGGAUAAUAACUUCGUUUUGGCCAAAAAAUGAAUUUUUCCCGGAGUAAACGACAAUUUUCCCCAUAC